CGCUUCACACGCACCGCCCGCAGGCCGUCAUCCCACGCAUUCGCAUCCUUCCCCGCUCUCGCUCUCUCAGCCGCAGAGCCACUCGUGUCGGUGACGGCGGCGAAGGCAAUGUCAUCCCUCCGCCCGUCCCUCCUGCUCGUGGUGUCGCUGCUCGCGGCGGCUCUGCUUGCAGCGGCGCCGUCCUCCGCGUCUCGCGACCUCCGCCCGCUCCAGGCGAGCUUCGUCGUGCGCGGCCGCGUCUGGUGCGACAACUGCCGCGCGGGCUUCGAGACCCCCGCAUCCACCUACAUUGCCGGAGCUAAGGUGAGAGUCGACUGCAAAUCGAAGACCACCGGGGCAAAUACAUGCAGCUUCGAGGGGCAUACUGACCGCACCGGCACCUACAACAUCCUUGUCAUUGAUGAGCAUGAGCAUGAGCUCUGCGAGUCCGUCCUUGUGAGCAGCCCGGACAAGGGGUGUGCCAAUGUUGUGGCUGGUCGUGAGAGGGCCCCCGUCUUCCUUACCAGCAACAACGGUGUUGCAUCCAACGUUCGUUUGGCAAAUGCUCUGGGGUUCCAGAAGGACGUUGCCCUUCCUAGAUGCGCGCAGAUCCUCAAGAUGUACCAGGAUGAGGAUGACCGUGUCUAAUUACGCCUGAGUUUAGAUGUACUUGGCGAGUUACAAUAUAUUUAUGUGGUGUCUGAAAUGUUCUAGAACCUCUAAAUCUAUUACUAAGAGCAACGAUAUUGUCGCUUCUUAAACCUUAGUACUACGGAUGUUAUGAGCUAAUAAAUAUAUUUCGCUAAUGUGAUGCAGUU
Messenger RNA from Zea mays, 797 nucleotides. RefSeq lists its product as uncharacterized. The coding region runs from base 109 to 627 and encodes 172 amino acids. The transcript has 2 exons. Lineage: Eukaryota; Viridiplantae; Streptophyta; Magnoliopsida; Poales; Poaceae. The record is from RefSeq and is marked provisional.